UUGUAAAUGAUGUGUUAGUUUGUUUUUGUUUUGUUUAUUUUAGCCAAAUAUAAUGGCAGAUGGCGAUGUAGCUACGGCAAACGGCAAAGUAUACGAAGCUUUGCAUAAACUUUUUGGCCACAAGUGCUUUAAGUCCGAGUUACAAGAGCGUGCCGUAAACUGUGCAUUAAAAAAAAAACAGGAUGUGUACGUAUCUAUGCCUACGGGAUCGGGUAAAUCGUUGUGCUUCCAACUCCCCGGCCUUAUGUGCGAGAAUCAACUCACGAUUGUAUUCUCGCCACUGUUGGCGCUCAUCAAGGAUCAGAUCGACCAUUUGGCCAAGUUGAAGGUGCGUGCCGACUCACUGAAUUCGAAAAUGAGCACCAAGGAGCGUGACAAUGUCAUCAUGGACCUAAAGUCGGUGAAACCAACCAUACGCUUUCUUUACAUCACACCCGAGCAGGCGGCAACGAAAACGUUCCAGCACUUGCUCCAUACGCUGGUGCAGCACAACAAGGUGGCAUAUUUUGCUGUGGAUGAGGCGCACUGCGUCUCCCAGUGGGGUCAUGACUUUCGGCCCGAUUACCUGAAGUUGGGCGAGCUGCGGGCCAAGUACAUGGACAUUGUGUGGCUGGCACUGACGGCGACGGCAUCCCGAGAUGUGCGCGAGGACAUUUACAAACAGCUGCACCUACGCCCGCCUAUUGCAAAAUUUACAACGCCCAGCUUCCGCCCGAAUCUGUACUAUGACAUUGUGUACAAGAACUCAAUAGAGGAUGACUUCCAACAUUUGGCGGCUUUCGCGUUGCAUUGUUUAGGCAAUGAGCAGGAGUUCCAGAAAACUCCUAAGGCGAAGCGUGGCUGUGGCAUCAUUUAUUGUCGCACCAGAGAGAAUGUCGAGCGCGUGGCCAUGGGCGUUAGCAAGCAAGGCGUUGGUGCUGUGGCGUACCAUGCUGGACUGAAGACCGCCGAACGCACGCAGGUCCAAGAGGCGUGGAUGCGUGGCGAACAGCCCAUUAUAUGUGCCACUAAUAGCUUUGGAAUGGGUGUGGAUAAGCCCAGCGUCCGGUUCGUCAUACACUGGGAUGUGCCGCAAAAUGUGGCGGCCUAUUAUCAGGAAUCUGGACGUGCCGGACGAGAUGGUCUGCAAUCCUAUUGUCGUCUCUACUAUGGGCGAGAUGAUGUCAAGUCCAUACGGUUCCUCUUGCAAAACGAUGCGAAUCGAGCACGUGGGCGUGGCGACAAGGAGCUGCUGACAGAAAGAGCCAUUCGGCAAUUCGAAAAGAUCGUUGAUUUUUGCGAAGCGUUGCGUUGCCGGCACAAACUCUUCGCUGACUACUUUGGCGACCCGGCGCCUGAGUGCGUCAACCAGUGCGAUAUUUGCAAGGAUCCCAAACGUGCCUCCAAAGCACUUGAUAUGUUUCAGCGUUUGUGCAUGGAUGCCACCUUUAAAUCGCAUGUGUCGCUGGAAGAUUGCGCCGAUCUGUAUGAGGGCGGGCGUGCAGGUAGCAAACGCGUUGCCCAGGAUUACGCUGACGAGGAUGAUUCAGAUGGUGAUGCGGGCGUCAGUCACGCACAGAUGGCCAAGCGGGCCAAAAAGGAAAGCGAAGAUUUCAUACGCAAACAAUUUCAGCUGCGCAAACAAAUCAGCGCUGCACGCCAAUUGGAACAGGAGACCUCUACGCAGAUUGCUCGUGUCAAGCAUGCGCAAAGCACGACCAAUAAGAUUGCGGGUCUGCAGCAUCAGCAGCGUGAAACGUAUCUGAGCACCAUUAUCGAGGCGCUCAAGACAAAUGUGAAAAGCGCUGAGACCGAGCAACCGCGCAGCGCAUUAAGACAUCGAGAUUACGAGGCCAUGGCUGUCGAUAUGGAAUACGAGGUUUUCAAGCAGCAGCGCGUUGCCUCAAUCUAUCGUCACACAUUGGCCAAGCAGCUAUCCAUAAUAAAACAGCUUAGCAAUAAAGGCCAGCUUAUGCCACUCAUAGCCGAUUACGUGCCACGUCCUGAAACGGCGGAGAAAGGAGCUUGGACGGGCGGGAGUGUGGCGUACUUUGAACGCAAGCUGCAGGAAUUGGAAGCACAAAGGCCUAAUGCGCUCAAAGAGGUGCCCAAAGCGUUGCGUGAACGUAAAAGCUUCAAAGAGGAGAAUGUCAGGCAGACGACCAUAGGUAGCUACUUUAACAAAAUUAAGACUGAAAGUAGCGAAGAGGAGGCAAUCAAUAUAAAAAUGGAGCCCAAAGACUCGGGUGAAGAAGAGGAAGCUGGCGAACAAGCUAAUGCUGUCCUUGAUGGUAGGUUAAAUGGAAAUGUGAAGAUCGCAGACGCGACGACGAGUGAAAAUAAACUUGUUGAGACCGUGACUGUGAAACAAGAAAACAACAACACCAAUAACACUAAAACCAAUAGCAAGCAGAGCGAAUUGCAAAUCGAUACGAAGUACAAACUAAUGCCAAACGAAGACGGCACUUACGAUACUCAUCGCAAAAUACGCGUCUCCCAUAAAGCGCAACAUCAGCAGAAUCAACAAAAGCACGAUCUACAGUCCAAAAAACCACAGACAAUCAAGCUCUUUACCGAGCCAGUAACUGACGAAUUGGAGUUACGUACAGACGAGAGUUCCAUUAAAGUUGAAGAAUCAGAGGACAGUAAGCGAGUGGACACUGACUUAACAGACAGCAAUUCCAUUGAGCUCGCUGGCCAGGAAAAGCCACAGCAAUCGCAUAGAAAAACUGCAGAGCCUCAAGCGAUGGCGGGUUUCAUGACGGCACGUCAAAUGCUGGAUGUAUCAAAGGAACCCUCGGAUCAUUCGAACGAUGCUCUAAGGAAGGCGGCAAGCAACAAAGAGAAGCAACCACACCACAAAGCUUCUGGAAAUACCAAAGGAGAUUUCGCAACGGCGCGGCAAAUAAUGGAGCAACAUCACAAGCAAAAAAUUGGAGCCAGUUCGCGGCAGGUGCAAAAAGCGAAGGCCCUAGAUCAACAGAAAAACGAUGUGAGCAAAUCGGUAGUGGAAUGGCUCAAUCCCUACUACAAGCGCAAGAUUGCCACCAGAGAGUUGUUCAAAGCCUUGGCCAAGCUGCUCACCCAACGCAUUUGCGAUGGUACUUUAGCAGCUGGCGAUGGUGGAAAGUGCUACAUUAAGGAAACAUUUCAUAACCUAGAAAUGAUCGCCAACGAUGAUGAUAUUGAGAAACAUUUUGCACGUGCUUUGAAGUGAAAUAUGUAUAACCUGAAAAUUAAUCGUGGUUAGCAAGUUAAACGGUUUUUGACAGUGUUCUUAUAUACCUUACACCUAAUAGUAGACAACAAUAAAAGGCUUACUAUUAA
Messenger RNA from Scaptodrosophila lebanonensis, 3306 nucleotides. It is a transcript of the gene RecQ5, whose product is annotated as ATP-dependent DNA helicase Q5. The record is from RefSeq and is a predicted model, not a curated record. Bases 53 to 3196 code for a protein of 1047 amino acids. The transcript is spliced from 6 exons. Gene Ontology annotation, molecular function: 3'-5' DNA helicase activity; nucleic acid binding; four-way junction helicase activity. Gene Ontology annotation, cellular component: cytoplasm; chromosome. Gene Ontology annotation, biological process: double-strand break repair via homologous recombination. NCBI's taxonomy places the organism in Eukaryota, Metazoa, Arthropoda, Insecta, Diptera, Drosophilidae.